This is a messenger RNA of Bicyclus anynana (squinting bush brown), 2802 nucleotides long. Its product is annotated as scavenger receptor class B member 1. The transcript is spliced from 10 exons. Gene Ontology annotation, molecular function: scavenger receptor activity. Bases 356 to 2524 code for a protein of 722 amino acids. Gene Ontology annotation, cellular component: cytoplasm; membrane. The record is from RefSeq and is a predicted model, not a curated record. NCBI's taxonomy places the organism in Eukaryota, Metazoa, Arthropoda, Insecta, Lepidoptera, Nymphalidae.
UGUACGAUGCAGACAUACGGUGGAAUAUACGAUUAUUUCAUCUGUGGCAUGUAAUGACGAUUCCGAACGCGGGAAAUUUGAAAUAAGUACAGAUUAGCAAUUCUUUUUUUGAAAUUGUUGUUGAUGACGAGAGUUGAAUAAUUCUUUCAAACUUUAAGCACGAAUUUUGAAUUUGGAAAACUGUUUUACCUUCAGGUCAUUGACAUUUGACAGUGAUACUUUUCAGCGUAUUAUUUUAUUAAUAGUGCUGUAAUUAAUUAAUUUUUGGUGCUUUAGUGUAAACAUUUAAUUCUUAAGUGUUUAUAAAACCAUUUGGUGUAGUGUUAUGUUGUAUUAAAUUUUGUAAUUAAUAAAAAUGAAAGAACUAGUUCAAAUUUGGAACAGAGUGACGGGGAAACAGUAUGCGUCAGUGAAUCCGAAUGAUAAGGAACUGCGGGAUUUGUCGAAUAAUCGAUUAAGAAGGGACAUCGAUACAUCAGCUUUUGAGGCGAAUUUGUCAGAAUGUGAAGGACUAAAUAACAAAUUUAAUGAUGAUCUGGAGUUUAGUGAGAGGAAGGAUCAGAUUAUUAAUCGAUUGUUUUCAAAAAGGCGGCAUGGACAACUUACGCGGAAACCUAAAUGUUUAUUCCUCCUUUUCCUGCUGGGUGUCAUCUCAUUGGGAAUGGGCUUCGUCAUAUUGUUCUUACAUCCAUACGACGCGCUAUUCCGAUGGAAAGUGGUGCUAUCUGACGGAGGAGAAAUCUUCGAAUCCUGGCGAAAACCGGAAGUGAAGUUGUACACCAGGAUCUACCUGUUCAACAUAACUAACGCUGAACAGUACAUGUCAGGGCAGGACACUAAAGUGAAAGUGAAAGAAGUCGGUCCCUUCGUUUACCGCGAGGCCUUAGAACACAGCAAUGUCACGUUCAAUGACAACGGCACCCUCUCCACCAUCCCAUUGCACCCCCUUAUUUGGGAGGAGGAAUUGUCGGAGGGGAACAAGGAGGAUGACAUCUUAUAUCUACCUCACAUCGCUUUACUGUCAAUUGCCAACGUGGUGUCCCAGGAAAGCUUCAUGACACGCUUCGGCCUGAACAACCUGAUCGGCCUGACCAACAGCCAGCCUCUGAUGAAGAUGACUGCUAAGGAGUUCAUGAUGGGCUACAAGUCCGAACUGAUGACUCUGGGGAACACCUUCAUGCCUAGUUGGAUAUACUUUGAUAAACUGGGGCUCAUUGAUAGGAUGUACGAUUUCAACGGUGACUACGAGACAGUCUUCACAGGGGAGACUGACGUGUCCCGGUCUGGUCUCAUCGACACCUACCGAGGCUCCACCGAUCUUCCGCAGUGGGACGGCAAGCAUUGCUCCAACGUUCAGAACGCCUCAGAUGGAACUAAGUUCCAAGGAGGAGUCAGCAGGAACCAGUCUGUUCUGUUCUAUAGAAAGAGUCUAUGUCGAGCAGCACCUUUGAUACCGGCUGAAGAAGGUGUGAAGAAUGGUAUGAAAGCGUACAAAUAUGUGUUCCCAGAGCAUAUGUUGGAUAACGGGAAGUUUAUUGAAGAGAACAAGUGCUUCUGUAGACAUGGUAAAUGUCUUCCCGAAGGGCUAAUUGAUGUCACUGAUUGUUACUAUGGUUUCCCGAUUGCGCUGUCCUACCCUCACUUCUACAAAGGAGACGAAGUACUAUUCAGCAAAGUUGAAGGCCUGACACCGAAUAAAGAGCAGCAUGAGACUAGAUUUUGGGUGCAGCCAAACGCAGGGUUGCCUUUGGAUGUCAGCUCCAAGUUUCAGAUCAACAUGGCUCUUGGUGACAUCAGUAUGAUACGGCAUACAGAGAAAUUCUCUAACAUGUACCUCCCACUGCUAUGGUUUGAUAUUAGAAUGUAUACUCUUCCACCACCGCUCGAGCUCAAAUUCAAAAUGUACCUAAACAUUUUACCGGUCGCCGAACAAUGUUGGAUGUAUAUCAGUUUCAUCGCUGGCACAAUCUUGAUACUUGUCACUAGUUACAUCCUGACGUUCAAGAUUAUGUUUAAGUCUUACUCCAAAAAGAACACCAUCAACUUCAGACCAAGCAUUUGGGUGGAACGAGAGAAAAAUAACAAAGUCAACAAUAGAGGUGACAUUUAUGCUCCUUGUGAACUCCCUCUCUCAGAUACAGAUUCGGAUCAAACGUUUGAUACAAAAACAACAUUUAUGAAAACCCAAAGUGAUAAAAUUAAGGAGUUGGGACGCAGACUGAGCGAUAGAGUUCACGACGUCAAAGGGAAGUUUGAACUAGGUCAUUCCAAACAGACUGCAAAACACAACGAUAGAAAGAACUCACUUAUAAAUCCUGAUGAAUCACAAGAUGAAACAAACGAAGCCUUCAAAAGUGAUUCCAGUGAAAGCGACUCCGAUACGAAAACAUAUAGAUUUGUAAAACAAAGUGAUAGUGAAGACAAUUGCAAAUAUUUGGAAGUUUUAGACGAUGGUAGUGAGUUUGAUGAUGCAGACCGUCGAAGGAAAAACAGUAAAAACGAGUUAUACAUACAUAUCGAAUAAUUUUACUUAUAAUCGUGAGUCUUGCCAUGUUAGACUUGCCAAAACUUUUGAAAUAUCAGUGUGGAGUGUAUGAAAAAGACUGGUGCCAAUUUGAUUGAAUUUAAAAGUUAAAUAAGUAAUGUGUGUUACCAUUUCUGCUGUGAUAUUCGCUAACUCGGCGCUUAAGAAAUUAAAAGCCAUGAAAUUUACUCAUUUAAUGGUUUUCCUUUAAAGAUACUAAUGGUCUAAGAACCUAUCAUAGGCCGGAUUUUCGUAAUUUUUUAAAAUCUGAAAGUUUC